Maniola jurtina (meadow brown) is the source of this 990-nucleotide messenger RNA. RefSeq names its product transcription initiation factor TFIID subunit 12 (gene Taf12). Lineage: Eukaryota; Metazoa; Arthropoda; Insecta; Lepidoptera; Nymphalidae. The record is from RefSeq and is a predicted model, not a curated record. Gene Ontology annotation, biological process: RNA polymerase II preinitiation complex assembly; DNA-templated transcription initiation. Gene Ontology annotation, cellular component: transcription factor TFIID complex; SLIK (SAGA-like) complex; SAGA complex. Gene Ontology annotation, molecular function: TBP-class protein binding; DNA binding; protein heterodimerization activity. Bases 253 to 783 code for a protein of 176 amino acids. The transcript is spliced from 3 exons.
AAAACAUUUAAUGGCUUUUGAUAUUUUGUAAAAAAAUCAAGAAAACAUACUAUAAAAGAAAGUUGAAAAAAACAUUUUAACCCUCAAAUUGAUUGAAAACAAAGAUGUUUUCGUAAAAAUUAAAAGCAGUGCCGUCUUUGGUCUUGGACGAUCUAAUUUUGUGAUUGUUGUAUAGUGUAAAUUCUCAAAAACAAACAUCCAAAUAAUUGUGUCACGAGAAAGGCAGCAUAAUAACCCUGCGUUUAUGUUGAUAUGUCAAAUAGUUCUCUAGGCCAAGCUCCCAAUAUGCCCACUCUCGGAUCGCUAAACAAUCAAGGCAUUCAGUACGUGAACAAUCCGCUCCAAAGUCCUCAAAUCCAAUCAGCGUCGUUACAAGGCUCGCCUUCUCAGCACAGUCCGAUGGGUACCCAGCCACAGGUCGGCUCCAAAGUCAAUCAGGGAGGCGGGGAUCAGGCCUCACAGUAUCUCACAAGACCUCGACUACAGGAACUUGUAAGAGAAGUAGAUCCCACAGUGCAGUUGGACGAAGAGGUGGAAGAGACCCUCCUUCAGUUGGCAGAUGAUUUCAUUGACACCACCCUCAGUGCCGCGUGCACACUCGCCAAGCACAGACACGCUUCCAAUGUGGAGCUUAGAGAUGUACAGAUAUAUUUAGAAAGGCAAUGGAACAUGUGGAUACCAGGGUUCGGCAACGACGAGCUACGGCCGUACAAACGCGCCGCAGUCACGGAGUCGCAUAAGCAAAGGAUGGCACUUAUCAGGAAAACUAUCAAAAAAUACUAGGUGGAGAUACCUGUCUGUCUUCAUAUUUUUGUUAACAGUAUGGUAGCUGUAAGGCGGGAUCUUGAUAGCGUAAUGAAACACGGGACGUUCGAUAAAAUACUGUCUUUAUUCUAAUGUUUAUACACCUUAUAUACUUACACUCUACAUAGCCUGUUAAAAUUUUGGCCAUUCAAAUUUUGUCUCAGCAAUAAAACCAUAAUUAUGUAA